AUGAUGUUUGAAAUUCUUUGUAGUCCAAAGGGAAGUUGCCCUGCAAAUAUGGACUUGGCUGGUUGUGCUGACAUUGUCACAUUAACCUGCUUCACCUAUGGAAGCGCCGCAACUACAUCAUUUGCCUCAUUCUCAAACUACAAAAGAGUGGUAAUCCAUCAAACAAACAUAACUAGGAUACACUAA
Messenger RNA from Arabidopsis thaliana (thale cress), 186 nucleotides. RefSeq lists its product as uncharacterized. The record is from RefSeq and is marked reviewed. NCBI's taxonomy places the organism in Eukaryota, Viridiplantae, Streptophyta, Magnoliopsida, Brassicales, Brassicaceae. The transcript has a single exon. The coding region runs from base 1 to 186 and encodes 61 amino acids.